AGCUUUUCAAACCCGUUUGUUGCGAGUAAGGCUCAAUACUGUUGCCGUCGGUAACCGCUAAAGAGGAGAGAGGAAAUACUUGGAAACAUAUUUUUGCAUAUAUGCAUGUAUUGGUAGAUCCUGCCUUUUCUUCUUCUCUUUUGUUAUUAUUGUUAUUAUUAUUAUUUUUCCCCGUCAACCGUACCGCCCUGUGCUUUUGUGCGAUACCUGACCGUUGUUCCUUUCCCCACUUUCUCGAAGAGACGUUGUCGUUUUCUUUUUUUCUUUUCCCACUCUGUGUUCGCCGCUUUACGCACUGCAGCACAGUGCUCGUUUUCUCCUCCUCUUUCUGCGUAUCGCCAUCCGUCGUUCGUAGCGGCGGCAGCGACUUGAGUGCGAUCCUCACACAACACGAGGGACAACAAUACCUGUGGACCGGACAAGAGGGAGAGCAGGAAACGCAAAGGGCUGAGCGCCAAACGCCGGUGAAAGAGUGAAGUAAGCACGAAAAGGAAAAAAAAUUCUGCUUUACAUACGUACUUCUUACUUAUUAAUAUAUACUCUCACGAGAAAAACAAAGUACUGCCCGUUUUCUUCUCAUUUCGGUUCAACUUCAAACGUAUAGGCGCAAGAACUCAUACAGGCACACAGGGAAGCACACGCACACACGCGCAAUGUGGAGUUAUGAGCGGCUGCGUAACGUGGGGAAGAUGGCGGCGGACGUCGGCGUUGCGUUUCCAGAGCAUGCCACCAACGCCGCUGGCGCAGGCGGGGUCUGCGUCAGCUCUCGCAACCGUCGUCGAUCCUGCCGGCGCUUUUGGAGGCUGCGCGCGCUGCAGGCCUUUGUCGUCAUCGGGCUGAUUGGUUUUGCUCUGUCGUGUUACGGGAUCGUCCGCAGCGCUCAUUCCGCCCAGCGCAUCGGCACUCCGGCAACGUCGACGCGCCGUCCGCGGAACGCCAAGCCGCCACCACCGGCGACGCCAUCGUCGCGUCCUCCCUACGACGACCAGCACGGCCGCAGGAACACCGCGACGCUGCGGACGCCCAAGUCGGGCACACCGCUUCCUACCACCCAACGGCUCGGUUUUCGCAACGGCACCAACGCAACGCGCGGAACGGCAACCGAGGAACGGAAGCCGACGGGGUCGGACCCACGCACCGUCCGCCCACACAUGUUCAGCUCGGACAAGGUACAUGGGCGGGAGGAAGGGGAGUAUCGGCUCGAGGAACCGGACCGCCUGCCUGGGCUUUCCAUCAGCCGCCGCACCUACACCGCUGCCGAGCUGCUGGAGAAGUUUAGCAACGUGGAUUACAUCUACAGCUUCGUCAACGGGACGGAGGCAAACCACGAAUACCGCAAAGAGGUCCGGAGCGGGUGCUUCGCGCAGAUCCUGGCCGCGGAGGCCACGUCGUACGAGCAGGGGUACCCGGCUUUCCUCACACCCACCACCACCGCCGCCCCCAGCACCACUUCCGCGAUGACGAACACGAACAGCAGUGUGCAACGUAAUGGGAACGCUUCGGCACCGGUGCUACAUCCGUUUGCGCUCCUCAGAUGCUCCGCAAAUCGUAUACGCAACCUAGUUGGACCGGGCCAAACCGUAGGCGCGCUGCUAACUGGAGUUCAAGCAGCGGCUCGCAGAGGUGCGGAUAGUCGUGACCGCGAGACCGACGAGCUGCGGCACAGCAUUCGCAGUCUGGAGCAGCACGUCCAGUGGCACCGCGGGCGUGUGGUGAUUGUGUCGCCCGGGCACCACCCGACGUGGGUGGACGGCGCGAGGAACUUCCUUGCCGGUGUGUGCGGUGGCGCGUCCGUGCAGGCGCUGCGCUCGCGUGGCACGCAUCUGCGGCUGACGACGGUGCACCAGGACGCGCUGAUGCCGUACGGGAUGCGGCUGACGGCUGACUCGCACGUGAUUGAGCAGCACAUCUGGCGUGUGCGGAACACGACCGCCGUGCACGUGUACAUGAACGACGACUACUUCGUGAACCGCGACGUGGCCAUCACGGACCUGUUCAACGAGUACGGCGGCACCAUUGUGCGGACGGAAGGCGGCCAAAUUGGCGUCGCGGCAGUAGGUGAUCACACCGCAUCGUGGGCGAAGGGUGUCUCGAAUACGGAGUUCUUCAACGUACAACAACUCGAUAUCAACAAGGAAGAUGAUCUUCCCGCCGACUUGGUGGCGAUGUGGGAUGCGCUUCAUAGGGUGAGCGAUGCUACUACGACCGCAGGAGCAUUGCCCUCUGUUGCCCAGCCCCCGCUAGAACAGGCGGUAGACGUGGCGCACAGCUACAGUCCGCCACCUCCGUCCUCAGCGCUGUUGAAGGCACGACGUGUCCGCUUCUACGCCACCCACGCCCCCUUUGUGUACUGCACGAACAUGUUCCGCUUCCUCGAGACGCGCUACGAACGUGAAUUCGCGAACGCUUCUCUGCACCAUCGCGGGCGUAAGGCGCGGGACUUGUUUCUGCCGUUCCUCUACAACGCCUUCAUCAUGGCGCGGCCGUGGCAGGCGUCCCCUCAGUUCCUGCCCUACCUGAUGCAGCUGCACCGCAGUCGAGGCCGCACACCCACCGAGGCGCCGCCGUCGCUGUCCAUUUCGUUGGACAACGUUGACGGGUGUGCACCCGCGACUUUGUUGGCCGGGAGGUCCUCUGGUUGCGCCUACGGAAAAUUCUCAAACAAUGUGUCGUUCAACGAGGGGGAGAUCGCGUACUUUCGUGUGAAUGCACGAUAA
Messenger RNA from Leptomonas pyrrhocoris, 2717 nucleotides. RefSeq lists its product as hypothetical. The record is from RefSeq and is a predicted model, not a curated record. The coding region runs from base 654 to 2717 and encodes 687 amino acids. The transcript has a single exon. Gene Ontology annotation, cellular component: Golgi apparatus. Lineage: Eukaryota; Euglenozoa; Kinetoplastea; Trypanosomatida; Trypanosomatidae.